Messenger RNA from Scylla paramamosain (green mud crab), 7282 nucleotides. RefSeq names its product mitochondrial inner membrane protease subunit 1-like. The record is from RefSeq and is a predicted model, not a curated record. Gene Ontology annotation, cellular component: membrane; mitochondrial inner membrane peptidase complex. Bases 65 to 580 code for a protein of 171 amino acids. NCBI's taxonomy places the organism in Eukaryota, Metazoa, Arthropoda, Malacostraca, Decapoda, Portunidae. The transcript has 4 exons. Gene Ontology annotation, molecular function: serine-type endopeptidase activity.
CCAAGAAUGGUGGUGGUAACUGGUGAGCUGAGCUAAGGGAAGAAAUUCAGCGCGUCUAAGAGUCAUGAUCAGCACCACCACCCGCAUGUACAGCUACCUAGGCAGGUGGCUUGGGGUGGCUGGCUACAUGAUACAGUAUGGAUGCAUUGCCCACUGUACUCUUGAGUUUGUGGGUGACUUUGUUGUGUGUCGUGGACCCUCUAUGGAGCCAACAAUCUACUCUGAGGACGUAAUACUGACAGAACACAUUACUCCUCGUUUCAACCGCAUUAGUCGUGGAGAUGUAAUCAUUGCUCGCUCUCCUACCAACCCCCAUCACCACAUCUGCAAGCGUGUUACUGGUCUGGAAGGGGACAGAGUCAAGGAUGGAUUUAAGACACAUUAUGUUCCCAAAAGUCACGUGUGGCUGGAGGGAGACAACCAUAACAACUCAACUGACUCCCGUAACUUUGGCUCGGUACCAGCUGGGUUGAUCCGAGGGCGAGCAGUGUUCAGGGUGUGGCCGCUCUCUGACCUGGGUCUGCUGGACUCUUCCUACUCUUCUUCCUCCUCAGCCCAGAAGUGGGAGGUGGAUCAAUGAUGAAAUGUUCCAGUAGAGGAGAUUAUUAUUGCUCCCUUUUUCUAACCAUGUGGGCAGUGAACACCUCUUGAAAUAUGGGUUUCUGCAGAGGGAAAUACUGCAGUGGUGUAAUGAACUUUUAUUUCGGGUGAAGGAGAUGAUAAAGAAGGAAGAACAAAGGAAAAGAAGAAGGAACAGAAGGAAGAAUAUGAAAGGAAAGAAGAGAAAGAAGGGAAAAAAAGAAAUGGAAGAAGGAAAAAAAUUAAGGAAGUAGAAAAAGAUGACAAAAAAAUAUACAGUGAUUGAACUAAUAUAAAUAGUAGCCAUCUUGUUUUGUUGAUGAAAAGUAUCGCAGAAGAAAUAGUUUUUAAUCCAAACCCACCAGAUGCUCCUUUACCUGUAUAACUCAUAACUUGAAUAAUUUAAAUUUGUUACAUAUUUUCAAAUUACUGUUGACAUUUUAUAAGUUGUAACACAAGUUUCUGCAGAUAUUGGUUUGAGGUGAAAGUACAAGUUAUUCUAAGAAAAUGUUCAAUGCUCUUAUGCAUUUUAAGGCCUUGUUUGGCCAUGGUAUAAAAUUCCAGUGUGACAGAUGAACAGAUGGAUGGCAUAUCUGCAUACUCCACAUUACUUAAGCAUAUGGCAUUGCUGAGUUUUUUUUUUUUUUUCAAAAUUGUCAGAACUAUUGUUCCAACAGGAUAAUUUAUCAUGGUGGCUAACAAUUUCAAUUUAGAUAUAAAGAUCCAGUCUCUAAAAGCCUGAUCAUAAUAUUACUAGCCUCAAACAAUUUAUGGCAAGAUGUAAAAGCUUACAUAAGUCUCUCACUGCACAUAAUAUCAAUAGAGAUGAAAUGUGUUUCAUAUUCCUCAUAAAUUACUUACUAUCCCCUGUAAAGGAAAUAUAAAAAGGGUGCUGAAGGAAAACAUGUUAAAUAUAGAGGAAGUUCUGGAUUGUUUGAGAAAUGAAGUAUUCACAAUUGAGAGUAGUACAUCAAUAGUUGAGAGUAAUGCAUCCAUAGCUAAGAUGGAAAUAGAACAUUAUGCAGAUAGAUUCAAUAUAGGACAAAAGAGGGAAGAGAAGCUUAAAAUUCAAUGUAAAUUAUGCCACAGACAAAAUCAUCCAUGGUUCAAAUGCCACAAAUACAGAUCCUGAUUCAGAGGAUAAUGUAAUGGAUGUUUGGAACCUGAGCACUACAAUAAAGGCUGCACAAAUCCUAACAUAAAAAAAUGCAAAUUUUGCAAAAAGAAACACUGCCAUUCCCUUUGUUUAAAAUCUAAAUCAACAAAUCCCAAAGAAAGGACUAUCUUAACUACUACACUAAUAUUACUCCUUGUAGCAAAAGGAGGUAAGAACACUAAGUUAAGGGCCUUGUUAGACCAGUGUUCACAAAAAAAUUUUGUCCUCAAGUCCUCUUUGGCCAUAAUAAAGUAUAAAUUGAUUGACAAAGAAACCCUAAUGCUACAGGUGAUCAGAUAAACAGGGAUUUUAUAAAGAAAGUGAAUAUGCAUAACAAUAACCAUCAUGCUCUUCACUAUUUAUCACAUCAUGGCAUGAAAAAAGAUAGCAUAACCACUCCAGUUAGAAUAGACUAUGAUUGUUCAGCUAAACAAUCCCCUAAUUCAUUAAGCCUCAAUGACUGCUUGUUAGCAGGUCCAAGUCUAGUACCUGACUUAGCUCAGAUUCUACUAAGAUCCAGGCACCAAAAAUGUACCUUCAUGUCAGAUAUAAAAAACACAUCACUGAUGGUGGAUGAUGAAAAAGAUUGAGACUAUAUUAGAUUUCUGUGGCCAAGAGAUCCCUUAAAUCCUGUUUUCCCAUUUUACAUCUUUAGGUUCAAGGUUGUUUUGUUUGAAGCCACCUGUUCUCAGUAUCUACUUAAUGCCACCAUUGCCCAUCACCUAACUGAUUUCCAAGAACAGGAGGACAGUAUUAAGAACAUAAAACAAGGAAUAUAUAUUGACAACCUACAGGGAACAAAUAAGCAUGAAGAAGAUCUAUUAGAACAAUACUGGCAGGUACAGAGAAUAAUUAAUAAGGCCCACCUGAUAUAAGAGAAUGGGUAACUAACAGUCCCAAACUACAAGAUCAACUUGAGAUAUACAAUGGUAUAUCUAAGAAACAAGACCAAGUUAAUCUGGAAACCAGGUACACAAACACACUUUCAAAAUCAGUGACUUUAAGGAUCCUGAUAAAAUAACAAAAAGAUCAUGCUUAAGUAUGGUGUCAAAACCAUUUGAUCCACAAGGCUUAUUGCUUUACGUAACAGUCAAGUCAAGAAUAUUUUUACAAGGCCUGUGGAAACUAAAAACAUCAUGGGAUCAGACUCUACCUGAUAAACUUUGUGAUCAACAGAAUCUACUUAACAAGGAACUCAAAACAGCAAACAAAACAGAAAUGCUUAGAACAACCAUAAUACAAGAGGAAACAGACUUGCAUAUUUUUAAUACCAGCAAUAAGAUAUGUGGAGUUUGUGUCUACAUAUGUAACAGUGGGUAAGGGAACUUGAUAAUAGGUAAAGCAAAGGUUGCCCCAUUAAAAAACCUCACCUUCCUUAAAUAGAACUAACUGCUGUCCUCUUAGCUGCUAGGCUAAUCACUUCAUCCAUGAAGCCUAUUAGGGUGUAAUUAAUGUAAGAAGCAUUAACUUAUUAUGUGACAACCAAAUCACUCUAUAUUAGUUACAAAGUCAGAAGACAUUACCCAUAUAUGUGGCCAGUAGUGUAAGAGAAAUCAACCAACUCAUUCCUAAUGUAAACAUAAAAUAUGUGACAACUAAAGAUGUUCCAGCAUAUCUCCUAACUCAGGGAAUAAAUAUAGAUGAGCUAAAUCAGUCCUCUCUGUGGUGGCAAAGACCCUCAUGGCUAGCCCACAAAAAUGAGUGGCCAAAAGUGCAAAUUAACAUGACUCAACCUACUGAGAUAAAUAAUUCUAAAUACAGUCACAACACCAGCUAAAUUAUUGGAAUACAGCAAAUAUAACUAGAGAUCAAAAAUAUUAGCCAAAAACUCCUUUAUUAACAGAAAGUGUUGAAGUCUUUCAAGAUCCAGUUCCUCCCAUGACUUCUGGCACCUAGCCAGAAACAUCUCCAAUAACUUUGCUUCUUCAUCUUUCCCUCCUUUAUUUCAACCUGAUGGCACCAUUGCCAUCUCAUCUAUUUCUAAAGCUGAACUCUUUACUCAAACCUUUGCUAAAAACACUACCUUCAAUAAUUCAGGGCUUGUUCCUCCCUUUCCUCCAUCCUCUGACUACUUCAUGUUACUUAUUAAAAUUCUUUGUAAUGAUGUUUUCCAUACUCUCGCUGACCUAAACCCUCGGAAGGCUUAUGAACCUGAUGGGGUCCCUCUUAUUGCUCUCCGAAACUGUACCUCCAUGCUUGCACCUUGCCUAGUCAAACUCUCUCAAGUUUGUCUGUCAACACCUACCUUCCCUUCUUCCUGGAAGUUUACUUACAUUCAGCUUGUUCCUAAAAAGGGUGACCAUUCUGAUCCCUUAAACUACUGUGUUAUUGCUUUAAUUUCGUGCCUAUCUAAAGUUUUUGAAUAUAUCCUCAACAGGAAGAUUCUUAAACUUAUAUCACCUCACAACCUUCUAUCUGAUUGCCAGUAUGGUUCCAUCAAGGCCACUCUGCUGGUGAUCUGGCUUUCCUUACUAAGUCUUGAUCAUCCUCAAAACUUUUGCUGUUGCCUUAGACAUAACAAAGGCUUUUGAUAGAACCUGGCACAAAGCUUUGAUUUCUAAACUAUCCUCCUAUGGGUUCUAUCUUUCUCUCUGUGGCUUUAUCUCAAGUUUCCUUUUUGACUGUUCUAUUGCUGCUGUGGUAGACAGUUACUGUUCUAAAAUCUAUUAACAGUGGUUUUCCUCAGGGUUCUGUUCUGUUACCCACUCUCUUCCUAUUAUUCAUCAAUGAUCUUCUAAAACAAAUUUCUUGUACUAUCCACUCCUACGCUGAUGAUACCACCCUGCACUUUUUCACGUCUUUUCAUAGACAUCCAACCUUUCAAGAAAUAAACAGUUCACACAGGGAAGCCACAAAAUGCCUGACUUCUGAUCUCACUAAAAUUUCUGAUUGGGACAGAGCAAACUUAGUAUUAUUCAAUGCCUCAAAAACUCAAUUCCUCCAUCUAUCAACUUGAAACAGCCUUCCAGACAACUAUCCACUCUCCUUCAAUGACAUUCAACUGCUCCCCCUCUUCUACACUGAACAUCCUCAGUCUGUCCCUUACUUAUAAUCUAAACUGGAAACUUCACAUCUCAUCUCUAGCUAAAACAGCUUCUGUGAAGUUAGGUGUUCUGAGUUGUCUCUGCCAGUUUUUCUUCCCUCCCCCCCACCUCACCCCUGCUGCUAACUCUGUACAGGGGCCUUAUCUGUCCAUGUAUGGAGUAUGCUUUACAUGUAUGGGGGGGUUCCACUCAUACUGCUCUUUUAGACGGGGUGAAAUCAAAAGCUUUUCAUCUUAUCAACUCUCCUCUAACUGACUGUCUUCAGCCUCUUUCUCAUCACCGCAGUGUUGCAUCACUUGCUAUCUUUAUUGCUAUUUUCAUGCCAACUGCUCUUCUAUUCUUGCUAAUUGCAUGCCUUCCCUACUCCUACUGCCUCACUGCAUAAGUCUUUCUUCUUUCUCUCACCCCUAUUCUAUCCACCUCUCUAAUGCAAAAGUUAACCAAUAUUCUCUAUCAUUCAUCCCUUUCUCUGGUAAACUCUGAACUCCCUGCCUCCUGUAUUUCCAUCUUCCUAUGAUUUCAACUCUUUCAAGAGACUGGUUUCAAGACACAUAUCCUGCAUUUUUUAUUAAUGCUUUUGACUCUGUAAAGGGACUGGCACCUCACUGGGCCUUUCCUUUUUGUUGCAAUUUUUGUUGCCCUUGGUUGGUGUCCCUCCUACAUAAAAAAAAAAAAAAAAAAAAAAAAAAAUGGGUACUUCAUUAUAUAGAUAACCCCAAGGCUAAGUCAAAGGCUUUGGCUAUAUCAAUACUGCCUAAUCAUUAAGGUGGGAGAAGUAGAGGCAGCAGAACAUAAAUUAAUUAAAUUAAUACAAAAGGAAGAAUUUUUUAAAUACACCUUAUUCAUAAGAAAGGCUGAUAGAUUAUCAUAUACAAACAUAAUACUCUAUGGGUUGUACCUAGAAAAUGACAUCAUAAAAUGUGGUGGGAGAAUACAACUAGCUAAUGUGCCUGAGUCAACCAAACAUCCUAUUUUGCUACCUGGAUAUCACCACAUGACCAACCUACUAAUACAAAGAUGUCAUGAACAAAACUACCAUUAUAGCACCAACUUUAUCAUGGCUUAUAUGAGGCAGAAGUGAUUAGAAAAUGUAAGACAUGCCAGAAAUGUAAAGGCAAACCAUUCUCUCCUGCAGAUGCACUUCUACUUCCACAAUUUAGAACAUAAGUGAACCCUUUAGCAUAACAGGACUGGAUUUUACUAGUGCUCUAAAGGUUAAAGGAGAGGCUAGUCAGGUUGCCAGGGCAUAUAUCAUUCUGUUCACCUGUGCCACUACCAGGGCCAUCCAUUUAGAACUGGUAUCUGAUUUAACAAAUCAAAACUUUAUGAAUGCCUUUAGAUGAUUUACAAGUAGACAGGGUCUACCACAACUUAUAUUAAGUAAUAAUGCAACAACAUUUGUUAUGGCUGCCAAUUAGCCAUGUCAAGGAAAUUAUGGAAGACCCUCGUGUAAAUAGCCAUUUAACAUCAGUCAACUGUGAAUGAAAAUUUAUUACAGCUUAAGCCCCCUGGUUUGGUUUCAUAUGGGAGAGGUUAAUAGGGAGUGUAAAAACUGAAUUAAGGAAAGUCUUUUGUCACAUUUGAUGAACUGCACACUAUCAUAUGAGAAUUAAGAUCCACUAUAAAUGAUAGACCCUUAACUUAUGUAAGCAGUGAUAUCAGUGAACUCAUAUUAGAAUUAAGAUCCGCUAUAAAUGAUAGACCCUUAACUUAUGUAAGCAGUGAUAUCAGUGAACUCAAUGCCAUAACCCCUUCACAGUUAUUAAGAGACAAAAGAUUGAAAUCUUUUCCUAAUCAGCUUUCAUUAGAAGAAAUAUCUGACCCAUCUUAGGGUUCUUCACAAAAUUUAAAGGAGACUCAAUUAUAAAAGUAAAUUUAUAAAUGAUAUAUGGAAAAAGGUGGGUCUCAGAGUCCCAUAGGUACAUAGUUCCCAAAGAAGGCAUGAUAUGGCCACAAGCCAUGGACGUCAUCCUCAUUCAUGAUGAUGGGCUGUGGUUCUGGUGAAGACUUGGUAAAAUCACUGGCCUACAUGAAGGACAGGACAGGUUAGUAAGGGCAGUGUAUGUAAAGACCUCCUCAGGCACAACCACUUGACCCAUUGCCAGAUUGUAUUCACUCAAACAAAGUCAGGUGGAUGUAGCACCCUCCACUGAUAAUAUCCAGCAGCAGGGGUCUGUCUGUAACCAGUGACCCCUGCAACAAAUGGCGGCAUGCUCUGCAGACUUAUGGAAAUAAAAAAUUGAAACCAGCCAAAUUUAAUGUCAAGUUUACCCCAUGUAAAUAUUUAUAAUAUAAACUAUUUCUCUUGGUGGUGGGAGUAUGUUGGAACUAUUGUUCGUGGUGAUGGUCAUAACAAUCUCAAUCUCAAUAAAAAUGUAUGAACCAAUGAGGAUCCAGGUUGGGUGGAUUCACACUUCUUGAACACCUCGCACUUGCUCUCUCUCUCUCUCUCUCUCUCUCUCUCUCUCUCUCUCUCUCUCUCUCUCUCUCUCUCUCUCUCUCU